Messenger RNA from Pimephales promelas (fathead minnow), 1150 nucleotides. RefSeq names its product TP53 regulating kinase (gene tp53rk). Gene Ontology annotation, cellular component: EKC/KEOPS complex; nucleus; cytosol. Gene Ontology annotation, biological process: protein phosphorylation. The record is from RefSeq and is a predicted model, not a curated record. Gene Ontology annotation, molecular function: protein serine/threonine kinase activity; ATP binding. Lineage: Eukaryota; Metazoa; Chordata; Actinopteri; Cypriniformes; Leuciscidae.
CAGCAGCGUGUGUGGCAUUUCCGGAAACAGAGAGGGUGAGAACGGGAGCGCGCAUGGGUUAUUUUUGAACAUGGCUCAGUCAAACUCACUAAAAGCGAGUGUUCCGGCGUAUUUAAAAGAGGCACAGCUGAUUAAACAAGGCGCAGAGGCCCGUGUCUAUCGAGCUACGUUUUUGGGACGGCCCGUGGUUAUUAAAGAGAGAUUUACAAAAUUAUAUCGCCAUCCUGAAGUCGAUGAGAAACUGACGCGCCGCAGAACCACGCAGGAGGUGCGAUCCAUACUGCGCUGCAGGAGAGCAGGUAUCAACGCGCCUGUCGUGUACUUUGUUGACUACACCACUCACUGCAUUUUCCUGGAGGAUAUUGUCCACUCCGUGUCGGUGCGAGACCACAUCGCAUCAGAGCAAACCCCACAGCACCUCCAGGCUCUAGCGGUCAAGAUCGGCCAAGUCCUGGCUCAGAUGCACGAUGAAGACGUCAUCCACGGGGAUCUCACCACCUCCAACAUGCUUCUGAUCCCCGGAGACGAACAGCAACACGUUCACCUGGUUCUGAUCGACUUCGGCUUGAGUUACAUUUCUGCUCUCCCGGAAGAUAAAGGAGUUGACCUGUAUGUGUUGGAGAAAGCCUUUCUCAGCACUCACCCCAAAACAGAGACUUUGUUUGAGGAACUUCUGAAAAGUUACUCGGCUUCGUCCAAAAAGUCCUCUGCGGUCAUCAAGAAGCUGGACGAGGUUCGGUUGAGAGGACGGAAGAGGUCUAUGGUCGGAUAAAAUACAUGUUAGUGCCACACAAGUUUUAUUUUUACAAGCUUUUGCUGUUGGAAAUGAAAAGUUCAUAUAAAUGUAAAGAUGACCACAAGUUCUUGAUUCAUAAAUAGAGCCUUAAAUUAAGAGACCUACAUUUGCACAUGGAAAGCCUUUGAUUAUUUUUUGAAAAUGUGUUUAUAAGGAAUUUUGGUGAAGAUUAGUCAUGUUUUUCUUACAGUAGUGUUAAAUAUAAAUAAUAAUAUAAUGCAAUAAUUGUUAAAAAACGACAGCUGUAUAUUUUGAACCCCACUAAAAAUACAUUCAAAAUCAGCUUCUCAACAGGUUCAUCCUUCCUAUAAAAUUUGUGUAAAUGUAACCAAUAAAGAACUGGAUUCAAAUGUG